This is a messenger RNA of Chara braunii, 1390 nucleotides long. Lineage: Eukaryota; Viridiplantae; Streptophyta; Charophyceae; Charales; Characeae. The record is from the annotation of a GenBank genome assembly.
GCGUAGGGCACAGCGGCGCCAGCAUGAGCCUGCUUCGCAGGAGGUGCAGGAUGCGUUAAGGGGAGGGUCCCCUUGUCGUCGGCCAAAAGGUCGACCAAAAGGGGGUGAUGAUGCUGUGUUGCACAUUUUGCAACAAAGUUUUCCAGGGGACUCUAUUCCAGGCAAUGAGGCACUUCGUCCAGACCAAUUACUGCAAGGACGUCAGCGACGAGGUCUUGUACCAGAUCGGGAAACGGACUCAACAAAAGUUCAUGUCCGACCAGAUGGAGAGGGUUUCCCGUUACGCAGCGGAGCGGGGACUUGAUGUGCCCUGGGCCGAUGGUGCGACGGGAGGACAGGCGGUGCAGCGUCCACGUGAGCGGAGAGGAACUGGGCAGUCCACGAGGGCAUCCACACGAAGACGUGCUUGCAUUUUCCAUUCGUACCCCAGGGACGAUGACUCAAAUGAGGAGCGUGCACCCGAUGGAGUAGAUGACCCUGCGCUCCCCAUCCCUCGUGAGAUUGACGAGACGCACGAGGAGGCCGAUCACGCCAAGGUGAGGACGUACGCAACGCGACGGAGUGCCUGCCGGGCAAAGAGGGAGAUGAUGGGGGGGGACGAGGAUUUUUGGGGCCCUUUCGGGGAGGUGGCUUUCACGGGUGAUGUGCGUGAUGACAGAGGCGGGGCCUCUCAUGCCGACACGAGCUACACAGAGGCGAGGAGGCUGACUCCUACUCCUUCGAGGCGAGAGUCGCCCAUUCCAUCACCUCCUGCGCCCAAUCCUGCACCACCCACCCCCGUCUCGCCUGUUCAGCCGGCCAGUACACAGCCGGAGACGGAGGAGUUGGCAUCCUCCUUGCCUCCGCACGGACUGCUCCAGAGAUUGACGGUGGUCCGACAGCUCAGGUUACGAUCACCUUCCCCAGGGGUCUUGCAGGAGGAGGGGGAGGUGGCAGCAGCGGAGCAGGAGGCACCAGCAGUCGGGACAACGGAGGAGGAGGUGUCAGUACAGGCGACGGCUGAGGAGGAGGUAGCGGCAGCGCAGUGGAGAUGGAGGAGUAGGUAGUUGGGGAGGGGGACAUAGCAGCAGCAGUGGAGAGGGAAGAGGAGGUACCGGCAGCGACGACAUUGGCAUCCAUUCCUAUGGAUCAUGAUGGUGCGGAUGCUAAGGACCACCUCGUGCAGCGCUGCAUCGCGGAGGAGGUCAAUCCAAUCGUGGGGGUUUGACCCCGGGUGUGGCGAUGGAGCUGGGGAUUUCUCCUCCGACAGGGGGGGCGGGGUCAGAGAUGGGGACGCACUUCGACUUCGACAUGUCGAUGGGGCUCCACCUAGUUGUGGCGGGGCGACAUCGACGGAUCGGGCACCGUCACAGCACGACGCAGCAGGCCAGACGGGGACGCAGACCCCGAG